Molecule: messenger RNA, 4147 nt
Organism: Hippoglossus stenolepis (Pacific halibut)
Lineage: Eukaryota; Metazoa; Chordata; Actinopteri; Pleuronectiformes; Pleuronectidae
Product: SLIT and NTRK-like protein 4
Exons: 3
Coding region: 438-1652 (404 amino acids)
Cellular component (GO): extracellular matrix
Molecular function (GO): protein binding
Source: RefSeq, a predicted model, not a curated record
UGACAACAGCUGGUAAACUCACUUUAACUGGGACUGGACCAACACACGUCUACACACACACACACACACACACGUCUACACUCUCACGCACACACACAGACACACACACACGCACACUAAGAGUGACUGCAGGCUGCAUGUCCACAUUCCGCUGUGAGGGAGGGAGACACUCCCAGUGAUCCGCAGAGGUUGAACCAGUCCAGUUGAUGGGAUGCAGAGAGGAGAGUGAGGGUGAUGAUCCUGAAGCAGAACCAGUCUCAGGGCUGCAGCACCACUGGAAACCAUGGCCAAACACUGGACUCCUGAUCCCCGGUGACCGGCGUCGCCAUGCCAACUCCCACGAUCCUCACGGCAACCAGGAGUCCUCAGAGAAGCUGUUAGGUUUACAGGCGUCGUAGCGUCAGUGAGCGGAUCAGCACUGAGACCAGGAGGCAGAGAUGGUUUCCCAGUGGAGUCUCCUGCUGAUCUUCACACUGCAGGUGAAGACGGGACUAGUCUUCGGAUGCGUGUGUCCAGCAGCCACCUUUUCGUCCCAGUUCCCCUCUGUGGUUCCUGCUGGCAUCUGCUGCUUGAACUACUCUGGUUCUGCUCUCAAUCACGUGCACUGGUCUGUGUUUACCAAUGAGACAAACAUAGAGACAGUGGAUCUGUCCAACUGUAACAUCAGCUCUGUUGAUAUGAGCAGCAGGGAGGCCUCCACCCUGCAGAAGGUUGACUUAGCUCAUAAUAGACUAACGACGUUGCCAAGGGGGUUUCUGUCCGGCCAGCCCAGCCUGACGGAGCUGGAUCUGAGUGGGAACCUGCUGCAGGAGCUCCCUGACGGUUUCCUCCAGGACUCUGACGGCCUCCAGACGCUGCACCUUCAGGGAAACCAGCUGCGCUUCCUCCCCGAGUCCGUGCUGCAAAGACCAAGUCUGCGAAGGCUGGAGCUGGAGGGGAACCCCUGGGACUGCUCCUGUUUGCUCCUGGAGGCGCUGGAGGGAGGCAGGAAGGCCAACAGGACCACCAAGCUGGAGGAUCUGGUGGGAAACAUCACCUGCGCCUCUCCGGCUCACCUGGCCGACAGGAACGUGUGGUCAGUGAGGAUCGGUGACGUGUGCCGCCCCGCUGGCCUCACCGCACUCUUCAUCGUGCUCCCACUCCUCAUCCUCGCCGCCUUGGUGCUCUGCUGGUGCUGCGGGAGGAAGAGGAGGAAGAAAGAACCUCCUGUGUUCAGCACCCCCAAGAAGAAGGCGUCCAACUCCAGCAGCAACGGCCAGAAACAUCUCAGCAAGCAUCCGCCUGCAGCCGCUGAGCAGAGGGAACCUGGAAGCGGCGUCAAUGAGGGGAUCCUGAAGAACCAGCUGCUGCUACGUCCGGCGUCCGCCCUUCUGGGCAGCACCAGAGACAUCUAUGAGGAAGUGGAGAUCAAGCUGGGCUCAGUGGAGUCUCUCCCCUGCUCCAUCUCCACGGAGGGGAAGCCGGGCCCCCAGGAGCCCGACGGGGUCAGCAAGACAGAGCUGGACACGGUCAGUGUGACGGAGGUGAUGAAAGACUCGGCCGACAGGGAGAAGGCGUACAUGACCCAGUCCACUGAAUACUACAGCCUGGUUCCAGGCAUCGAGCUGGAGGACUCGGACCACGGGGAGUACGAGAACGUCGACCUCUCGUGACACCAUCUUAAAGGAAGAGUUCCACAUUGUAGGAAGUAGAAUUAUUAGCUUUUCUCGCUGAGUUACAUGUAAAGAUCAGCGACAUCACAUGUUUGUGGUAAAAUAACUUUUACAUGUGUUGGUAUAAGUUUGAUAUUUUACACAAGAGCUUACACACACACAAGUGUUUUUAAACUCCAUUGCUUAUUUAGUUGUAAUAUUUAAUUUUAUACAAAUACAAACAUUUUUGAAGCCAUGUUUUUGAGGCCUUUAAGUAGCCUAGCUUAGCAUAAUGACAACAUGGGAAAAAACUAGCCUCGAACUGCCCAAGUUAAGAAAUAUGAUCAGUUAAUGGCUCAAUGUAUCUCAGUCCAUCAAAUUAAUUAUAACACUUUUUUAUUGCCACAUUAAUUAAUUUUUAAAAGUCAAGAAAAAAUACAUUUAAGACUUUUUAACAACUUCCAAGACCAUGAUUCCCUAAAGAAUUAUGAAAAAAGCUACAGUGGCUAGCUUGCUAAUUGUCAAUAAGCUAGCUCAGGGGUCGGUAAUUCUCCGAGAUUUAAUGGAACGCCGCUUAAGUCACGCUAACUGUUUCCCCCUGCUACCAGUCUUUAUGCUAAGCUAAGCUAGUCAUCUUCCGGCUGCAUACAAACUCACAGACAAUGAGAAUCGCACUGGUUGUGUCGGCCAAUUCUCAACAAGGUGAAUUUCGCAAAAUGCAAAUAUCUCCUUUCAAUGCACUGAAGAGAGACUGAGUGUGUGUGCGUGUGUGUGUGUGCGUGCAUACGUGCAUGUGUGUUUGUGUGUGUGUCAGUAAAAGCUGUCGACACAGAGACAGCGUGGUCCGAACCCACUGUGGUAUCACAAUGUAAGAGGAAGUGAUUUAAUCCACAGCUUUUCCUGUGGGACAUGAGGUGACGCACUGACUGUUUGAAAGAGGCCCACCUCUUCUCUCUGGAAAAAAUUAAAUGCCACCAUUCGUGGGUUUUUUCAGUUUAACGCCAUGAAAACCUACAUCUAAUGUAUCGAGUCUGCAAAGGACAGGACGUGUUUUUAAUUCCUGUACAUUUUCCAGGUCAAACCAGCUUUCUCCCAGUACUUUCCUUUAACGCUCCCAUAUGCAGUCCACUGGUUUCUCAUACAGGAAGUUCUGGAUCCUACUCAUCCAGCAGAAGCUGCACAACUAGAAAUAUAGGUGAACAAUGACUAAUCCAAUCACGAUGUCCACGGUUCAUUUAAUAGGAAAUGUGGAAUGUGAAGCUUGGGUGGGAAGUCUAAAAUUAUAUAAGUCAUUGUCUCAGCAAGUAUAACAUGACUGAAUCAUGCUGGUGCUUUGUGUCGCAAACUAAAAGGUGCAUAUAAGCUGGAAAAUGACGAAGCAGAGCAGAUCUGUGCAGUGGUGCUGCAACAAAACAACACUGGAGAGGAACCCUACACUAAACGAAUCAUCAUGAAGACGCAGACACUUGUUAUCUAAGACUGUGGAGAAGUGACGGGCUAAUUGGUUUGUGUUCGGUGAGACGGAGGCAGCGAGGGUGCAGCGAAGGGCGUGGAGCUUCCUGGAAUUUAGAUGACAGGGGAAUAUGUUCCAGACGGGUUUGCACACAUUUUCCAUCAAAGCCUUAAUUAUUUAACAUUGUUGAGGUUCACUCCAAAUGUCACAAAGCCUUUCGGUCAAAAGAUGAACGGACAAAUGAGGGAAAAGUUGAGAUUUCUGCACAGAUAUCUCCAAAGAUUUUGAAUUUCUGCAUAUUUUGAGAGGAAAGGGUUUAAUCUUCCAGGAGGACGUUUACUAAACUUUGGCCCUGUUGGCCCUUUUGACGUGUUGCAAGAUAUUUGAUGUUUAAAGGUUAAAAAGUGAAAAGCACAAGAGCUAAAUUGUAAGAAAUAUAAACAGCCCUCAGACGUCGUUCAUCGCACUUCCACAGCUUUAACCUGCUUUACAAGAACAAUGCUUCUUUAUCCUUGAGUCUUUAAACAUCAUACUGUAUCAUAUAUCAAGCGUCCAUUAAGCCAAACCAUGAAUUACGUCAAUUCGUUUAUUUAUGAUCCAAAGUCCAUUUUCAGUUGUUAAGUUGUUGAAACCAAUGAUCACCUGCUGGAAGUGAAAGGUCACUUUUUGCUUCCUGUGUCUGAAAUCAAGGUCUCGUUGUUUCAAAAAUAACAUGAUUUGAUGGUUUAUAAGAGCAGAGAUUUAAUUAUUAAUACUAUAAUUAAAUUCUGCCAACAGACACUGGAUCUUUAAUAUUGCAUGAUGAGGGACCAAUGACCUCAGUGUUUCCAAUAUCCUGGGAUUGGAAAAGUGAAAUAAGGCAUCAUUUUAUUUUAUAUACACAGUAACAUGAAUAAUUCCUCCUUGUAAAAAAAGAAAAUGGGUGAACUGCUACAACAUGUAAUAAAAGAAUUGAUUUUAAUCUUUAUGUUUGUACUGACAGAUGCACUAUCUUGAUUGUAUUUAAAUGCAACAGCUUUAAAUAUUGUCGAAAGAUUAAUAAAUGCUUUUUUACUUUCAAAGA